Messenger RNA from Didymella exigua CBS 183.55, 2791 nucleotides. RefSeq lists its product as uncharacterized. Gene Ontology annotation, cellular component: cytosol; endocytic vesicle. The coding region runs from base 170 to 2641 and encodes 823 amino acids. Gene Ontology annotation, biological process: vesicle-mediated transport. NCBI's taxonomy places the organism in Eukaryota, Fungi, Ascomycota, Dothideomycetes, Pleosporales, Didymellaceae. The transcript has 3 exons. The record is from RefSeq and is a predicted model, not a curated record. Gene Ontology annotation, molecular function: small GTPase binding; ubiquitin binding; guanyl-nucleotide exchange factor activity.
UAGCCAUGCGGACAUGUCUCAGCGCGGGUGCAGCACAACGACACGCAGUAACGCUCUGAACGCAACGCAUACGAAUCUCCCUAAAGCUAUCUGAAGCUCCCGCCGACCUAUAAGAAUCUGGUAGUCGCACUACAACCCCUCUUCCAACUCGCAUCGCCGAACGCGGCCUAUGUCUCUCCCGGACGCAGCUGCCCAACCCGCCGCAACCCAGGACAAGUCACAUGAGGAGCCGCUGGAAGACGCCCUCGAGGGACACGAGAGGGGCGUGAAGGCAUCCGCCGGAGCUGGAGUAAAGGAAGCGGGGCAGCCUGCAGAGCACCAGGGGGAGAAGUUGGUAGACGAUGCUGGAAAGACGGAGGAGGAGAAUCCGGCAAAGAAUGCGGAGGAUGAAGUGCAGCUUGCAGAGAACGCCACCGCUAGCCCCAGGACCGAAGAGCCAACGUCUGCGGAGCUCAUCGAGCAGCUCACGGCCAAAACACAAGAAAUUGCACUCGAGUCGACAUCAUCGCGGACGCCUACGCCCCCACCGAUAGAGACAGCAGCUGGCAAAGCCCCCGUUUGCUCGCCGCCACCGCCGCCUCCACCACCCAAAGACGACAAGUACUUAGCCACAAGCAAUGGCCCCAGUCGAUCGACGUCACCCUUGUCGCAGCAAGAGAAAAGUGGGCGGAGCUCAGAAGACGCUGCGGCCGCAGACUACACAUCGAAGCUGGAUGGCAGUGAGGACGUUGCCAACGACGACCAGUCCGAGAUUCAGAGUAUCAUGGAGCAGUUCGAGCAGGGUGGACCAAACGCAGAGGAGAUCAUGUCGCCCCGUAUGGAGCGCGCGAAUCCGCUGCUCGAGUCGCCCGCCUUCCCUCCCCGCCACUCGAGUCUCGUGCCCGUCGAUAAGCCGCUGCCUACACCAACCGCCGACGAUGCAGCUUCGAUACACUCUCUCCAGUCUCCUCCGCCGAGGACAUCAUCGUUGUACCGAGUCGGCACGAACACCUCCUUCGUCGAACCCACCUCACCCAGCGCACAUGCUCCCCAGUACAAGCCCGCACAGCCACUCCCUGAGCCCGAACAAGAUCUGCCUUUCGACUUCCAUCGUUUUCUCGAGCAGCUGCGCCACAGAACCGCUGACCCCGUCGCCAAGUUCCUGCGAUCGUUCCUGCUCGAGUUCGGCAAGAAGCAAUGGAUGGUGCACGAGCAAGUAAAGAUCAUCGGCGACUUCCUCGAAUUCAUCAGCAAGAAGAUGGCACAGUGCGAAGUCUGGCGGACUGUAUCUGAUGCAGAGUUCGACAACGCCCGGGAAGGCAUGGAGAAGCUGGUCAUGAACAGACUUUACAACCACACAUUCUCACCUGCCAUCCCACCACCAGAGCCAGCGUCACCACGCAAAGGGCGGCGGCGCCAAGAUCCCCUUGGACCUGGACGACGAGGUCAGCACCAAGAGGAUGUCGAGCGUGAUGAGGUUCUUGCCCAGAAAGUUCGCAUCUACAAAUGGGUGCGCGAGGAGCAUCUGGACAUCAAAGAUGUCGGCGACAAGGGGCGCAAGUUCCUCUCCCUUGCACAGCAGGAGCUUUUGAAAAUUAAGUCGUAUCGCGCGCCCCGCGACAAGAUCAUUUGCAUUCUCAAUUGCUGCAAGGUCAUCUUUGGAUUUCUGCGCACCUCAAAGUCUGAUCAGUCCGCCGACGCCUUUGUCCCUUUGCUCAUCUACACUGUCUUGCAAGCGAAUCCAGACCACCUCGUCAGCAAUGUGCAGUACAUCCUUCGAUUCCGAAACCAAGACAAACUCGGCGGCGAAGCAGGAUACUACAUCUCAUCGCUCAUGGGUGCCGUGCAGUUUAUCGAAGGUUUAGACAAAACCUCCCUCACAGUGACGGACGAAGAGUUCGACAAGAACGUCGAGGCUGCCGUCAGUGCCAUCGCCGAAAAACACGCUCCGUCUCCUACCGCAGAGAUACAUCCCGAAUCUGCAGCAGGGCCUGCACACCUGCACCCCUCAACCCUGGGCCACAGGCGCAUGCCAUCUCCACACUACCACCACAUCCCCGAGAAGUCCUCGCCCUCGCGACCAGAAGUGAUAACGCGAAACUCAAUGGAAGCACAGACUGCCGGCCCGCGACGCUCGACCUCUCUCAAGCACCGCUCACACAAAGAAGCCGACGAGCCGCCCGAGGAAGAAAACGCCGCGGUGGCAGGUCUCCUACGCACGAUCCAACGCCCACUGAGCACCAUCGGCCGCAUCUUCGGUGACACAGACACCCACGCCUCAUCAUCACAGCAGCUGCCUCGCAGCAACUCGACACCUCUGAGUCCAAACGUACAUCACCAACAACAGCCCGGGCACGAGCGGUUCCCUGGCGCUACCGCACCGACUCAACCCAGCGAGAAACCUUCGCUACCAGCUCGACUACCGUCUGAAGAGCGCCGGCAUAUGGAGAGGCUGAGCGCUGAAGACGCUGCGGCGCGACAAGCAAGCGCGGAGGUCGAGCAGGCGAGACGCAUUCAGAUCCAAGAGCACGAGGUCGUGGUCGAGACACUGACGGGUAUGUUCCCACAGCUGGACCGGGAUGUCAUCGAGGACGUGGUGCGGGAGAAAGAGGGUCGGGUCGGACUGGCUGUCGACGCGUGCUUGGUACUUGCGAACCCAUAAGCUAGAGGAUCACAAAGAUCGAGACAGAUGAGCAUAGCAUUUUCGAGCGACUAAGCCUAUAACAAAUCACCACACCAACGCUUCACUGCCUCAUAGUCCACUAGGAGACAUUUUGUGGAGACGUCGUCAGCAUGUCUUUCACAGCCCCGU